Xenopus tropicalis (tropical clawed frog) is the source of this 1928-nucleotide messenger RNA. It is a transcript of the gene homer3, whose product is annotated as homer scaffold protein 3. Gene Ontology annotation, molecular function: G protein-coupled glutamate receptor binding. NCBI's taxonomy places the organism in Eukaryota, Metazoa, Chordata, Amphibia, Anura, Pipidae. Gene Ontology annotation, cellular component: postsynaptic density; cytoplasm. The record is from RefSeq and is marked provisional. Gene Ontology annotation, biological process: G protein-coupled glutamate receptor signaling pathway.
GAAAUGAAAACUUGGCCUCGGAGCAAUAUAGAAGUUGUCUGUCUGGAGCGUAAGGCAGAACAUUUGUAACUUAUGUUCUAAUCACAACUGUGACCUCCAUCUUGUUCUCUUCAGUGUCCUUGUUCUUCCGCAGUCUUUCAUCCACAAAUGUCUUCUACCACUAACAGGGAGCAGCCAAUAUUUAGCACCCGGGCUCAUGUGUUUCAGAUCGACCCAAUCACCAAAAAGAACUGGCUUCCUGCCAGUAAACAUGCGGUCACAGUAUCUUACUUCUAUGAUGCUACAAGGAAUGUGUAUCGCAUCAUCAGUGUGGGGGGCACCAAGGCCAUCAUCAACAGUACUAUUACUCCAAACAUGACUUUUACCAAAACCUCACAAAAGUUUGGGCAGUGGGCUGACAGUCGUGCCAAUACUGUGUAUGGAUUGGGCUUCGCUUCAGAGCAGAAUUUGUCUCAGUUUGCAGAGAAGUUCCAGGAAGUGAGGGAAGCUGCCCGACUGGCAAGGGAAAGAUCUCAGGACAAGACUGACCUGACAAACCCUGCACUUAAUAUUACUUCUCAGCAGGUACUUCCUUCUCCUAUUAUCAGUGCCAAUGGACCAGGGGAUGACAAGCUGUUUCGGAGCCAGAGUGCAGAGAUGGAACUUAGCACAGAAAGGGAACGUGUUAAGAAGAUGCUCUCUGAAGGCUCGGUGUGUGAAGUUCAGUGGGAAGCCGAGUUCUUCAGCCUCCAGGAUAAUAACAACAAGUUGGUGGCAGCACUUCGAGAAGCUAAUGCCAACGUAGAAAAAUGGAAGAAGCAGUUGGCAGCAUAUCAGGAGGAGGCGGAAACGCUACGGCAACGGGUAGCUGAGCUUGAAUCUCAGACACUGAAAGAGACUAAUGAAGAACCAGGAGAUGAGCUAGCUUUAAGACUGAAAGACUUGGAGACCCUUCUCAAAACUAAGGAAGAAGAAAUUCUUUUGCUGAAGGAACAGAGGCCUGAUCUAAUGGAACUGGAGAGCGAGAGAGACAAGCUGCUUCAGAGGCUGCAGGAGCUGGAAGAGCGAAACCAAGAAAUGGAAAAGGAACUUGAGAGGUCAGAACAGAGUCUUAGAGACUCCCAGUCAGAAAGAGAUCGAGUUCGAGAAGAGAUAAGCAAAGCUGGAGAAGAUCUUGAUGUUAAAAUAUGUCAACUGAAUGAGUUGCGUAUUGGACUCUCUAAACUUCUGGAAAGCAACUGAAAGGGAACAAUGGGGCUACACAUGGAAAUAGUUGAUGCUGUUUUUGCUCUUGGAGGAAUUCAGACCGGUGAUCCAGGAACAGUAGCUGACAUAGGCUAAUGAGGAUGUUUAGCAGUAUUUCCUCAGUUCAUUGUAUUUACAGGCACAUGUCGAUCAAUGGUAUUUUUCUAGCUCAGUUUGCUCUCUUCAUAGCAAAACUUGUUCUCUUCCACUUCAGAGGUCAGCAUCCUCACCACCCUUUGUUUUUAACAUUAUAACUCAGUGCCACAUUUUCCUGCCAGGAGUAUAAGCCAUUGUAAAAAACCAAAAGAAAUAUGUGGAGCAGUUAUAGCUGGAAGUAGGUAAGGGCUGCUUACAAUCACUCUUUACCCACUGUGAUGUAGAGAUAAGCCUGUUGUCUCUUUCUGUUUCAUAAAGCCGCUUUGAUAAAGGUGUAUAUUACCCAUUCAAAUCAUGCAGCUGUGGAACUGCCUUAAUAGAUGGCAGCCGUACUGUUAGCCAUUUUAAGUAUAGGAACAAAAAGUCAUGAUGUUAGUCCAGUGUAAAUCUAGUUUUAAAAUGUUAUUUUUCUACAUGUCUGAAUACAGUGGAACUGUGUAUUUAAUGAAGUGCAUCAAAAGACAUAGGGCUUUUUAAGGACACAGCCCCUUCAACAUAGUUUUAUCAGACUAACUAUGGCUGGUUGUUAAAUAAAACAAGCUGAUAAA